Mya arenaria is the source of this 4733-nucleotide messenger RNA. RefSeq names its product BTB/POZ domain-containing protein 6-B-like. The record is from RefSeq and is a predicted model, not a curated record. Bases 381 to 1934 code for a protein of 517 amino acids. Gene Ontology annotation, biological process: neurogenesis. Lineage: Eukaryota; Metazoa; Mollusca; Bivalvia; Myida; Myidae. The transcript is spliced from 3 exons. Gene Ontology annotation, cellular component: cytosol. Gene Ontology annotation, molecular function: protein binding.
GUCUAAAACACUAACAUGGGAUAUGUCUGUAUAAAAUUCAAUUGUUCUUCUGUUGUGGUGCACAGAGUCAGCCAAUGGAUAUAACCUUACAUGUAUACGCACUCAUUUUUCGGUGUCAGUGUUACAAAAACGUAUAUGAUCAAAUGAUGACUAAUUUCCUGUUUUUAGACAAACGGACAAGAUAUUUGACACGCUGUUAUGUCAGCUAUGUAUAAGAUUGACAUGAUCGAUUUUGAAAUGUUACAAUACAAGUAAUGGAAAAUAAGACGCUGGAAUGUAGGGAGCUGCUGAUAUUGAUAGUGUACAGAAAAAGAAUAUUCUAGUAAGAGUCUAUGGAAUAGUUAUGAGAGCGUUUCCUUCUCCUACUCGGUGGAUCAGAAAUGAAAUGGAAUUGCGGCUUCUCAUUUCGUUUUGUGUGUAAACUUAUAGACCUGUUGACCGCAGGCAUGGCGAGCGACUGGCGGACCGACAAGAGCUGGCGAGAGCGCUACAUGUACAUGUUCGAUGAAGGUAUCGGAUGUGACGUCACCUUCAUUUUGGGCGAGGGAAGACACGUGGCGGCUCACACGUUCGUUCUCAUCAGCCGCAGCGCCGUCUUCGAGGCCAUGUUCUGUGGCUCGAUGGCCGAGAAGAACACGCAGACGAAGACCAUAAAAAUUCCCGAUGUGGAAGUGGACAUCUUCAUGAAGUUUAUACGGUUCCUUUACAUAUCCGAAAUCGACAUUGAUGAAUUCAACACACUUCCGGUGCUCUAUGUCGCCCGGAAGUACUGCGUCGAGGACCUGGUAAAAAUCUGCGCGGACUAUUUGCACGAGAGGAUGACGCCAGACACCGUCUGUGAAAUUCUUGAGCAGGCGCACACUUACGAUAUCGAUGAUUUGAAAAACAUGUGCUUACAAUUCGUUUAUGAGAACGGUAAUUCUGUUCUUAUGUCCAGCGCGUUUAGUGAGCUAUGUUUUGACUGUGUUCAACAGAUUAUUAAGUCCAAUGAUCUGUUUGUGGAAGAGAGUGACGUAUACACGGCUCUGACGUCAUGGGCCACUAAGGAAUGUGCUAGACAAAAUCUGGAGUCGACCGGGCUGAAUAAACGUGGCGUUCUGGGGAAACUGUUGUACAAAAUCAGAUUUCCGACCAUGGAUCGACUGUUUUUCACCGACAUCGUAUCGACAGACGACAUUCUGACUAGUGAGGAGAAGGUUGCGAUCUUUCAACACAUGUUUGGUUCGUUUGCGAAGCACGAGUUGUCAUUCUCCGCCGUGAAACGAGAGGCGAGGCUUAUCAGAUGUCUUCGAUUUCCGAAGAACGAGCAAGGUGGGAUUAACUGCGAACCAGGUUUCAAAAAUUCGAAUUUCGGAAUAGAUGUUCGCAUUUCGGAUGACAUCAUGCUUCACGGCCUAAUUUUAUUUGGCGCGUGCUCGACUUCCAUCCAUUCUAGUUCAUCAGAUUCCGCCUUUCGAUCGAACAACCCAGCGAACGCACCAAUUACAGACCAGCACGUGAAAAUCAUUAUUUACGCCGUGCCGCACCAGUCAGAAACAUACACGUUCGAGUUUGACAGCAUCGACAUUCCGCAACAGGAAACUUACCAGAUCUUCAUUAAGGAACCAGUGUGGUUGAAGAAAGGUCGAAUGUACGCCAUACAGGUUAAACUGGAUCUAUUUCUCCCCUAUCAAACUUACAGCGGAAAUGGCGGAUUUUCCGAAGUCGAGACCGGAUCUAUUCGGUUCAGUUUUUUCACACAUCCGUCCCUGAUCGCCACCACGGCGGAAAAGGGACAGAUCGCCGGUCUUCUCUUCUCUAAACUUCCCGACCCCGACAGGAUGGAAGUUUCUCUGUCGCCAAGAGGCUCCCCGGUGAAAAGGGAGCUAAGUCAAAAAGAGGAAGGAAAACCGUUCUUUGUCAAGAAAGAGUUGUUUCCCUCUAGUUCAUAUUGAAAAUAUAACCCACGAGUGCUUUCAUUGUAUGUAAAAAGUUUUUUCUCAUUCAAUGUAGAUUUAAUUUACAGGAUAAAUGUCUUUGAUAAAAUGUUUAAUUAUAUUCCAGAGUUCUAUUUAUUUAUUUAAGUUUUUGAAUAUGUUAGUUAUCGUGUGCUCUCAAAUAUUUUCCAUUAAUUUACAAUUUCUUUACAUAAGUGUCAACAGUAUAGCAUUUGGUCGCUGCAGCCGUGACGAACAUUGUAAUCUAUUUAACGUACUAAUAUAUGCGCAUAUCAUAUUCAUGUAUAUCUAUGACGAUGCGUCUAUAAAUCGGUCGCUUUCCUAAUGGUUUGAAGGAUUUGAGUGCUUAUUUACGACUACACAUUUAUAAAACAGUCGAAGUUCUGAUCAGUUGAAUGAUCGAAUGCAUAUUUGUGACACAGUCGAUGUUCAGAUAAGAUGAAUGCAUUGAAUGUAUAUUUGUGACACACUCGAUGUUAAGAAUAGUUGAAUGAUUGAAUGUAUAUUUGUGACACAGUCGAUCUCCAGAUCAGUUGAAUGAUUGAAUGAAUAUUUGUGACACAGUCGAUGUUCUGAUUAGUCGAAUGAUUGAAUGUAUAUUUGUUACACAGUCGAUGUUCAGAUCAGUUGAAUGAUUGAAUGUAGAUUUGUGACACAGUCGAUGAUAGAUCAGUCGAAUGCCUUGAAUGCAUAUUUGUGACACAGUCGAUGUUAGAUCAGUCGAAUGCCUUGAGUGCAUAUUUGUGACACAGUUGAUGUUAGAUCAGUCGAAUACCUUGAAUGCAUAUUUGUGACACAGUCGAUGUUAGAUCAGUGGAAUGCCUUGAAUGCAUAUUUGUGACACAGUCGAUGUUAGAUCAGUCGAAUGCCUUGUAUGCAUAUUUGUGACACAGUCGAUGUUAGAUCAGUCGAAUGCCUUGAAUGCAUAUUUGUGACACAUUCGAUGUUAGAUCAGUCGAAUGCCUUGAGUGCAUAUUUGUGACACGGUCCAUGUUAGAUCAGUCGAAUGCCUUAAAUGCAUUUUUGUGACACAGUCGAUGUCCAGAUCAGUUGAAUGAUUGAAUGCAUAUUUGUGACUACACAUUUAAAAAUAGGUCAUCUCUAAGAUCUUUUAAAUGAUUUGUAUGCAUAUUUGUGACAACGCAUUUAUAAAUAGGUCAAAUCUCAGAUGUUUUGAAUGAUUUGAAUGCAUAUUUGUGACUACGUAUUUAUAAAUAGGUCAACUCUCAGAUCUAUUAAAUGAUUUGAUUACAUAUUUGUGACUACGCAUUUAUAAAUAGGUCAACUCUCAGAUCUUUUAAAUGAUUUGAAUGCAUAUUUGUGACUACGUAUUUAUAAAUAGGUCAACUCUCAGAUCUUUUAAAUGAUUUGAUUACAUAUUUGUGACUACGUAUUUAUAAAUAGGUCGACUCUCAGAUCUUUUAAAUGAUUUGAAUGCGUAUUUGUGACUACGCAUGUAUAAAUAGGUCAACUCUCAGAUCUUUUAAAUGAUUUGAAUGCGUAUUUGUGACAACAUAUUUAUAAGUAGGUCAACUCUCAGAUCUUUUAAAUGACUUGAAUGCGUAUUUGCGACUUAUAAAGAGGUCAACUUUCAGAUAUUUUAAAUGACUUGAAUGCGUAUUUGUGACAACAUAUUUAUAAGUAGGUCAACUCUCAGAUCUUUUAAAUGACUUGAAUGCGUAUUUGUGACUUAUAAAGAGGUCAACUCUCAGAUCUUUGAAAUGAUUUGAAUGCCUAUUUGUGACAACACAUUUAUAAAGAGGUCAGCUCUCAGAUAUUUUAAAUGACUUGAAUGCGUAUUUGUGACUUAUAAAGAGGUCAGCUCUCAGAUCUUUUAAAUGAUUUGAAUGCAUAUUUGUGAGUACUCAUGUAUAAAUCAGUCGCUUUCAACAUCUUUUGAAUGAUUUUACUUCAUGACAACGUUAUGUUACAGGUGUAUUUCAGACUGCCUUUUUAAGGGAACAUGAUUUUAUUGUUUUUAUGAUUUUGCGAUUUCAGACUACCAGAUUUAAUGGGGAAUAGUAUGUGUCCGAAAUAGAAGUGAAACCAUUAACAUUAUUACCGACUAUUUUGUUUUUAUUGCAAACUUUGUUAAUUUUCAUGUUAUUGUUUUAUAUAGUUAUACGCUUGUUUAGUUAGCGACGCAAUACCAUUUACUUGUGCGAAAUUUAUGUUUUCAUUUGUCAAUGCUGCUGUGGACAAUUUGUAUUUAAAUAUAUAUCAAGAGUAAGAAUGCGUCAACAUGAACUGUUUGGUAUUUGUUUGGUUAGAUAUUUAGAGUUUUAGCUGGGUUCUAAAAGGGACAGGGUGCUGCAGAAAAGGGACAGGAUGCUAAGGUUUAUGUGGAAGACUACUUUAACACAUCAUCCAAUGAUGAAAAAACGUUCUUAUAUAAAGCCGAUUAUUUUUCUUUAAAAAGCUUACCUACCAGAUUUUUGAAUAGGAUGUAACCCUAACCAAACCAUUAUUUGGCCUUAUUAAGUUUCAAUUGCCAAAUAUUUAAAAUAUGUUUGUAUGAGUUAAAAUCAUAUUUGAUUAUCGGAAGUAUUUAAUUCUAUGAAUGUAGCAGGAUGAACACGCUGGUCUCCAUGAGGGCAGUAGGAUGCUUCCAAAAAAGCACAAAUUGCAGCACCCUUACAUAACCCUUUAUCUUAAACCCUAGUUGUUCAUUUACGUUUUCUAUUCAUUGGGAAAUACUUGUUUGGCGUUGGUUUAGAAUAGCUGAUAUGUCAUGAUUAUACUCGCCCCCAUGCAGACGGAAGUCAAGCCUUUAUUUGAAUAAAAAUUGAAAAAUAA